UCAUCUUUGAACAUCAAUGAAAGACCAAGGAUGGCAUUCUUCAAGCAACAGAUGGUGGAGGAUGUUUAUGAAAUUGGGGAAGAGCUAGGAAGUGGCCAGUUUGCUAUAGUGAGGAAAUGUCGAGAAAAAAGCACCGGUGUGGAGUAUGCUGCCAAGUUCAUUAAGAAGCGUCCGAGUCGUGCCAGCCGCCGUGGCGUGAGCCGGGACGAGAUUGAACGGGAGGUCACGAUUCUGCAGCAGGUCCUGCACGCCAACAUUGUCAAGUUACAUGACAUCUACGAGAACAAGACGGACGUGGUCCUCAUCCUUGAGCUGGUUUCUGGAGGAGAACUUUUUGACUUCCUGGCACAGAAGGAGUCUUUGAGUGAAGAGGAAGCAACCAGAUUCAUAAAGCAGAUUUUGGAUGGUGUGAAUUACCUUCACUCUAAGAAAAUUGCUCACUUUGAUUUAAAGCCUGAAAACAUUAUGCUUCUAGACAAGAAUAUCCCUAUUCCACACAUCAAACUCAUUGACUUUGGUCUGGCUCACAAAAUAGAAGAUGGAGUUGAAUUUAAAAACAUUUUUGGAACUCCAGAGUUUGUAGCUCCAGAAAUUGUAAACUAUGAGCCACUUGGACUAGCUGCAGAUAUGUGGAGCAUAGGAGUCAUCACCUACAUACUGCUCAGUGGUGCAUCGCCUUUCCUUGGAGAAACUAAACAAGAAACACUUGCCAACAUCACAGCUGUGAACUAUGAUUUUGAUGAAGAAUUUUUCAGCAAUACCAGUGCCCUGGCAAAAGAUUUCAUUCAGAAACUCCUGGUGAAAGAUACACGGAAGAGGCUUACCAUCCAGGAAGCUCUGUCUCAUCCGUGGAUAACGCCCGUGGACAAGCAACAGGCUUUGGUUCGGAAAGCAUCUGCCGUUAACAUGGAAAACUUCAAGCGGCAAUACGCGCGGAGGCGAUGGAGGCUUUCUUACCGCGUCGUCUCGUUGUGCAACCUCCUGUCUCGUGCGCUGGUGGAAAAGGGCCUAAUACAGGAUGAAAGUUCGAGCAACUGUGACAGUGACAGUGAGGACCCUUCACAAAGAGAAGCUCCUCAUCAGAGGAGAAGCAGCAUAUCAUAA
Molecule: messenger RNA, 1104 nt
Organism: Acanthisitta chloris (rifleman)
Lineage: Eukaryota; Metazoa; Chordata; Aves; Passeriformes; Acanthisittidae
Product: death-associated protein kinase 2-like
Exons: 11
Coding region: 31-1104 (357 amino acids)
Biological process (GO): positive regulation of apoptotic process; protein phosphorylation; intracellular signal transduction
Cellular component (GO): nucleus; cytoplasm
Molecular function (GO): protein serine/threonine kinase activity; ATP binding
Source: RefSeq, a predicted model, not a curated record